AUGGGCGGCGUGUACACGCGCGUACAGAGCAUUUCGUCGCUGCGGCCGGGCGACCACAUUUGCAUCUGGGACUACAGUCGCUGGCCGUUCUCGUACCAGCACCACGGCAUCGUGUGGGCGUCCGGGGACCAGCCCGCCGAUAUCCGCGUGUGUCAUGUGUGGAGCCCGCUGCAGGGCUACAGAGAAGCCCAAGCCGACUCGUGCUUCCGCAUCUCGACGCUCGAGGAGUUCCUAUACAGCCGCAGCCUGGACGACCUCCGCCUCGUGGAGUAUCACACGUCGGCGUUCCGAGACUUCCUGUCGAAGUGGGGGGAAGUCCAUCGAGGCAAGUCGGAUCUGCCCGAGGUGGUGCUGGCGCGCUGCAAGUUCCUGCUGGGCUUGGGCAAGGGGGACUUCAACAUCUUCACCCAGAACUGCGAGCAUGCGGCGCACUGGUGCAAGACCGGUCAGCAGUGGUCCAAGCAGACGCUCACGCUGGUCCGAGGCCGCGUGCCGUUCGAGAAGCGGCUGUCGAAGGAGGACGUGGACGCGCUGGAGAAGGAGAUCGAGGAGAUCAAGGCCGUCUCGCGCACGGUGGUGAACAACGUGCUCAGGUUAUCAGGGUCCAAGGUGUACCUGCGAGUGCGUGGCAACGGAUACGUCCGCAUUAUGGACGACGGGGUCCACGUUGACGUCGUCCCGCAGGGCGAGAACCCGGAGACCUGCGGCCGCACAGCCUUUCGUCUGGAGUGCUACUCGAAGCAGUACAACUGCGUCAAGGUGGCGUUCUACCACGAAGAAUCGGGGCGCUACAUGUUCAGUCGCUCGACCUUCUCGUGCUUCCGCGACUUGCGCAUGAAGAAGGCCAACUGUCUGCGCGGCACCUCGGGCAUGCGCUGGGAGUACUCGUCGGGCGGCCACCUCAACAGCAUGAACCAGCACCGUCGAUACAUCGGCACGCGCGACGAUGGCCUGCUGGUGGAUGUGAGUCUGCGCGGGGAUGCGUCCUACUUCGAGUUCGUACCGUGCGUCACGGACAAGGCCAAGGUGAACGGGCAGAGCGGGUCGUACGUGCCGCCGGAUAUCACGCUGAUCACGCGGGCCUACAACCACGCCAAGAGCGUCGAGGAGACGAGGUCCAUGAGCAUGCUCGAGUUCGAGGAGGAGCAGCGCGGGCUUCCUGAGAUGAUCACCCAUUUAUGA
This is a messenger RNA of Phytophthora sojae, 1182 nucleotides long. RefSeq lists its product as hypothetical. The record is from RefSeq and is a predicted model, not a curated record. NCBI's taxonomy places the organism in Eukaryota, Oomycota, Peronosporomycetes, Peronosporales, Peronosporaceae. The transcript has a single exon. Bases 1 to 1182 code for a protein of 393 amino acids.